AUGCCAUCGCGUCGCUCGCGUUCAAGGUCCAGGUCUCGCUCAAGAAACCGCUCAGAAUCACCAGAAAGGCGCUACGAACUUCCGAAAGGCGUCUCAACGAUCAGCGAGUCGGAUUACUUUCAGAAGAGCGACGAAUUUAGGCUAUGGUUGAAGGAAGAUAAACGCAAGUAUUUUGACGAGCUCUCCGGUGACAAGGCUAGAAGUUAUUUUCGCAAGUUCGUGAAGGCCUGGAACCGAGGAAAACUCUCAAAAACAUACUAUGACGGGGUAGCACCAGGCUCUCUACCUGCUACCACAAAUACAUCCUACAAAUGGUCCUUCGCCUCCAAGAGAAGUCGUGAAGACAACGAUGCCCUCCGCGCCGCCCGUGCGGAAAUCGGAGCAGCGACCUACGGGCAAGAAACCCCAUCUGCAGGCCCCAGUCGGUCAAGUGGCUCAGGCCGGGUCAUAGGUCCAGCGAUGCCCUCCGCCUCGGACCUAACACUUGCCCGCGAGCUCGACGCCGAGCGCAGGGAAGAGGAAAGAGCGCACAAGAAGAAACGUGACAAGAAGGAGGUUAAGGAGAGGGUCGAGGAUAUAGUCGGUCCUAAACCUGUCGGGCGAGAGGGGAUGCUGGAGAAGAAGAAGAUGAGGCGAGAGAACGAUAGAGCAUUUAGAGAGAAGGGCGACGAAGGGCUCGAGGUGGAUGAGUCGACACUCCUUGGUGGAGGUGACAGCUUCAGAGACCAAAUUGCACGGCGUGACAUGGCAAAAUCCCGAUACAACCAGAAGGCGGAAGAGCGGGAAACAGCCAUGCGUGAGAGGGCGACGGCGUACAAGGAGAAAGAAAAGGCGACGAUGGAUAUGUUCCAGCAGCUGGCGAAGCAACGGUUCGGAUGA
Messenger RNA from Cyclocybe aegerita, 879 nucleotides. The record is from the annotation of a GenBank genome assembly. NCBI's taxonomy places the organism in Eukaryota, Fungi, Basidiomycota, Agaricomycetes, Agaricales, Hemipholiotaceae.